Molecule: messenger RNA, 783 nt
Organism: Trichoderma virens Gv29-8
Lineage: Eukaryota; Fungi; Ascomycota; Sordariomycetes; Hypocreales; Hypocreaceae
Exons: 1
Source: RefSeq, a predicted model, not a curated record
AUGAACGCUGGGUUCGAUAACGUUCACACCGCCGCGAAGGGUACAUGUAGAUGGCUAUUUCGUCAUGAGAUAUAUUUGGAUUGGGUCACCUGCCACCAAGGCCUUCUCUGGAUCAACGGUAAGCCAGGAACGGGGAAAUCAACGUUGCUAAGAUAUGUUCUUGAAAAUCACCAAACUGUAUCCAGCGCUGUGACCAACCACAUUGUUCUCUCUUUUUUCUUCAGCCGCCACGAUGUUGAGCUCCAAAGAACUCCGCUCGGUCUCUAUCGGUCUCUUCUCUAUCAAAUCCUCAAGCAGACCCCUGACAUGUUGCCAAAUCUCAUCAGCACCUUUAAGAAAAGACGCAAGGAGAGCGGAGAACCGGGAGAAGCAUGGCAAUGGAGCGUGGAAGAGCUGCAAGACUUCUUCCAGUUAUCUCUCUCAUAUGUCUUAAAGACUCACCAAGUUUGGUUGUUCAUCGAUUCGUUGGACGCAUGUGGUCAAGAAAACGCAGCCAAUCUAACUCGUGAAUUAAAGGCUUUAGUCCAUAUUCUCUCGUCUGGAGGCUUGAACGAUUUCCAUGUGUGCUUGACCUGUCAUGGCUACUUGAACUUGGACCCAGACAGUACGUUGCAAAUAUGCCUGGAGAAUGAGAUUCAAGGCGACAUUUUAUUGUACACGCAAGGCCAAAUUUCCGCAUCUUCUAUGCUAAGCGCAUCCGAUAUUGCGACUCUCAUUAUACAUAUUGCCAAGGGUGUUUUCACUUUGGCCUAUCUCCUCGUGAACCAAGUGUUGGAACUUGAG